Messenger RNA from Panonychus citri (citrus red mite), 4009 nucleotides. Its product is annotated as B-cell receptor CD22-like. The transcript has 13 exons. The coding region runs from base 436 to 2943 and encodes 835 amino acids. Lineage: Eukaryota; Metazoa; Arthropoda; Arachnida; Trombidiformes; Tetranychidae. Gene Ontology annotation, molecular function: protein binding. The record is from RefSeq and is a predicted model, not a curated record.
AUCAUCAUCAUCAUCAUCAUCUUCAUGAUUAACUUUCGAUAAUAAAGACAAUAUUAAUUUCUCAGUGUGCUGAUUCCAAUUAGCUUAAUGGAUUUAAAUUGUUUGAAAAAAAGUGAUUUAAAAUUGAGCCAAUAUGAAGUAACGGUGAUUUAAUUAAUUGUGAAUUUAAUUUGUAUUGUUCCGUUUUUUUAUCAUCAUUAUUUUUUCUUGAUUAAUUGCUCAAUAUCACGAUUAUCAUCUAAUAAGAAUCAACAUUUAUCUUGAUUGUGAUUUCCAAUUAUUUACUUGGAUUAACUCAAAUUCUGGAUUAGUGAUUUAAUUGUUUGGGUAAAACUUUUUUCCUCAUCACCAAUUGUGCCAAUUAGUUAAUUAGUUAACUAAAUGUGUUUCCAGUAACUUGAUUACCUGUUAAUUUUGUUUAAUCAUAACGUUGAGAUGAAAUUUCAACAAUUUAUCAACUCUAUUUGGUUAAUUAAUUGUUACCUUACAAUACAAUUAACAUUAACAAUCAUACCAACAGUUAACACUUCCAAUAAAUUGUCAUCUAAUAAUCAAGAUAUUGUUCCUCUUCAGGCCUUAAAUGGAACCAAAAGUCGAUUAAAUUGUAAAUACGAUUUGGCCUCGAACGAUUCGGUCACCCUAAUCUUAUGGUAUCGUAAACACGAUGCCACUGGUCCACCUUUUUACACGAUCGAUGCUCGAAACCGUUCAUUGGCCUCCGCUGGACACGUAAUCUCAAGUGAUAAGUAUACUGGUCGAGUUGAAUAUGAUAUCAAUCAAUCACAAUUAAUAAUUAAUCCAACAAUCGAGGAUGAUGGUGGUAAUUAUACUUGUCGAGUUGAUUUUAAAAAUUCACGAACACGUUAUACACUUAAUCGUCUACAAAUUCAAGUGCCACCCAAAAAUCUAGUGAUAGAGGAAAUGAAUUCUGGUAAAAUCUUAUCCGAUAAAGUUGGUCCUUAUAAUGAAAAUUCAACAUUAAUCUUAUCCUGCCGAGCUUAUAAAGGUCAACCUCUUCCAUAUCUCGAAUGGUACAUUGGUGAUGUUCCAAUAAAAUCAAGUGAAUCUCGUUACGAUGAAAUGAAAGAGGAAACUUAUACUCGACUAGAACUCUUUUUGGAACGGAAAUAUGAUAAAAGUCAAAUAAAAUGUGUUGCCAAUUUAAAAGACUUUUUUCCAGUUCUGGUUACAGAGAUAACUAUUCAGCUCAAUUUGGCACCAUUGAACACAUCGAUACACUUUUAUAAGCAAAACUUUCUCGUUGGUGACAUUGAGCUGAUAACAUGUCAAUCAUUUGGAUCCAAGCCCCAGGCCAACCUAACAUGGUUCAUCGAAGACGAGGAAGAUAAUGAUGAUGACAAUGUACCCAGAAUUGGAACAUCAACUUACAAUGAGACCAAUUUACUGACCACUAGUACAAUCAAAUACGAUCCAACUGCAAAGCAUAAUGGUAAAAAUUUAAUCUGUAAAGCAAUUAACUCGGCUUUUCCUGAUCUUUCAAAGCAAGAGUCAAUUUAUCUUAAUGUUCACCAUAAACCUAAUGUUCAUCUGACAAUUUCUGAUGCUGAUCACGAUAAAGAUCAUGUAUUCAGGGAAGGAGAAAUGGUUCGAAUGAUUUGUAAUACAAGUUCUUCCAAUCCUGGAGUAACUGACUACAAAUGGUAUCAAGAAGACAAGAGAAUCUAUUCUGAAUAUUUGAAUGGUGAAACAUUGACAAUUCCCUCUGUUAGUAAGGAUUCAGUGGGAAAAUAUUAUUGUAGCGUACGUAAUACCAUUGAUUCUAGUAGAUCCAAUUCUGUCCAUUUAAAUAUUUUAUAUGCACCACAAUGUAACAGUAAGAAAAUAAUUUAUGCCUUUCGAUCAAAUAUAUCAAUUGAUAUAAAAUGCGAAAUGGAUGCUAAUCCACGAGAAGUGACCUUUACUUGGAUCGAUCGUUCAAGCAAUCAAAUACCGUCCAAUUAUUAUAAUAUCACAUCGAAUGGCCUUACAAGUUAUCUAACAUUCAAUUCAACUUUUAAUACAGAUAAAGUUUUUAUCUGUUCUGCUGAGAAUUCAAUUGGAAAAUCAAAAGAUGUCUGUGUAUUUACACUAACCCCUGCAGCUCCACCCGAUCGUCCUGAUCAUUGUAAGACCACUUCACUGCCCAAUUUGGUAACAAAACUUAGAUGUAAACCAGGUAAAGACAAUGGAGUGGAUCAGAAUUUUAUUGUAAUAAUCCAUCCAGGAGAUAAUCUUUCUGUAAAUAUUGGUGAUAAAAUUGCCAAUGCUAAUCCUGAUUUUGAUCUGAAAGAUUUACAACCCAAUCGUAGCUAUUAUGCUGAAAUUUAUUCUGAGAAUGAACUUGGCCGGAGUGAAUCGUUGAUAAUAUUAUUCGUCACAAAUUCAUCAGAACUAACUUCCAUAAUCUCUGAUAAUUCAGUUGAUUUAAGCUUGAUGUCAAUGAUUGUCUAUCCAGCAGCAAUUGUCUUGACGAUUGUAAUUCUGUUAACAUUUUUCAUCACCAGAAUUCAUGGGAAAACUGCAAGUUAUAAACCAUCUGAAGACGACCCCACGAACAAUCGUUUCAACGAAAGUAAAAGUCCUGACCUGACGCAUUUUCCGGAAGAAAAGCUUAAAAAAGAUGACUCAAUUGGUUCUCAUUCUAAGUUCCCGGAUAGUUCACCAAUAGUUGUUGCUGUAGAUUCUGAAGGCAAUGUGGUAACUAGAGAUAUCGAUGAUAAUGUUGCCGUUUUUGAUAAUAUCACCUCACGAAAUACAAUUCCUUUUAAUCUAGAUGAACAACCUGGACUGAUUACAUCGAAAACUUACCUGAUAACCGAUAAAAAUGCUCGAAAUCGAGAACAUGUUCUAUCACAAGUUUCAUACUCAGCAUCGGCGAAUAAGUUAUCAUCAAUGGUACAAGAUGUAAGCGAUUCAGUGUUACAAACAGUUCUACCAUCAUGAAAAGAGAGAAAGAGAGAGAGAUGAGAAAAAUGUUAACUGUAAUGAAAAGAAGAGUGAAAAUAUCAUCAGAAAAAAAAGUUAAAUGAAACUUGAACAAAAAGAUGACAAUGAAAAAAAACUCAUAAAACUUCAACAAUAAUCAUUCUGAUGAAGAUAACCAACCAUGAUAAUAUCAUCAUGAGCGAGUGAAUGUCCAAUCAUUGAGAUAGAAAUGAAACAAAAUGAUAGAAUGAGAAAAAAAAGAUACAAAGAAUUACCUGAAUAAUAGAUAUCACCAUGUUCGUUGAGUUCUUCACCUUGAGUAACUUUCACGUUUCGAAUGUUUUUUUUCUCACUUUACCUGUUACAUUAUUUUAAUCGAUAUGUUGUUACCUUUGGAUUUUUAAUUUACCUUCAAUUUCACGAAAAUCGUCCAACUUACUAACAUGAAGCUCGAGAAAAGUUCAUCUCGAUUUCUAGAUGAAUAUCAAGUUAUCAUCAAGAACAUUUCGUCUUUUUUUUGUUUUGAAAUUUUCUCCAAGUUGAUGAUUGUUUACUUUUCUUAUUUGAUUUUUUUUUCUUUUUGUUUUUUUUUCAUGGUUUUCAUUAUGUUCCAAUAGAUUCCAAGUUCCUAUUCAACUCCAGUUUGAUUAAUUUGUCUCUUAUUUCCUACGAUAACUGUGAGCGAAAUGAAACUUAUCACAAUUAACUAAUCAUCUUACAUGAUAAUAAUGUUGAUUGUGUGUCCGAAUGAAAGAGACGAUCAAAAUUGAUACUAAAAUUGUGACGAAAAUAUGAUUUUCAUUUUUUUAAACUGUUUCAUUUGUCUUACCAAUUAACUAUUAUGUUUUCCAAUCAUAACAAAUUAUUCUGGAAAUUUAUCAACAAUCAACAAUCAACAAUCAACAAUCAACUAAUCAUCAUCACCUUCAUCAUCAACCCUUUUACCUCUUUGUGCCUUUAACCUUUUAUCAUAUCUAUUGAAAUCUGAUAUAUAUAUAUAUAUUUAAAUUCAUAUUUUGUAUCUUAAUGUUUAUGAUUAAUGAAUAAAAAAAACUUGUAACAAUCAACGAUACAAUUAAAAUGA